UGUUAUUAAGCCUUCUCUUAUAUUUUCUCUUUCCUUCUCUCUUCCUUCCUCGCGUUGUACUUGCUUCAUCCCUUUAUCCUCAUCAUUCUCCGCCAAAAUUUCGCUACUUUCCUCGCGAUCCAUUCUAAUUUCACGCGCUUUUUUCACUUGCUUCAUUUUGGGUUCGGAAACCUGGGAAAGGUCGCGUGAUUUUCAUGAUAACGAGGAUUAAGUUGCAUCAACCAAUUUCUAUGAUAUGGAUCAGAUGAGUCAACAAGGGCAGGGCUAUUUCCAUUCUGAAAGUAUCAAUUUUAGAGGCGCCAAUGUUUCUCGGCCUAAUAUCUGCACGGUGGUGACGGCUUCAGGGAAUGCAACUAAUCCUGAUUCCCAUUAUUUACUAGAUGCUUAUGACAAUGGUAUGUUGUAUGGCAUGACACAAUACACUGGAAUUCAGCAUCAACCUGAUCUUCAUAUGGGUGUUCCAGCUUCUGCCAACUUGUACUAUUCUGGCAUGAAUCCUUCAACUAGUACUGCCGUGUCUCAAAAUCAUGGAGCCUCUGGCCAGUUGUCAGGUUCAAGCACAUUUGCGGUCAAUGGAGCAUACAAAUGGAAAAAUGAUGAAGGGAUGAGAGGAAACUAUCAACAUUUCAAUGCCUCGGCUAGUUCUUCGGCUGCUCCACCUAAUGCAAGACAUGCCGAAAAUGGCAUCCCUUCGCUACCGCAUUGUAGUUCGUGGAGCAGAUCGGGGGAGUCUAUGAUGGUGCAUAACCAUAACCAUUUGAUUCAAGGAAACUAUUUAGGCCAGCACUUUCAACCAGUUGCUUCUCCAUGGACCGACCAACAAUUGAAUAGCAAUACUAAUGAUGGUCGUGCUUUGGCUUGGCAUCAGUCUCUUCCAAUGCCCUAUGUACAAGCUCCCAGUGCUAAUGGAAGUUCAUCAGAGAAUGCAAGAAUGGGUUUGCAGAGAUAUCAUGAUACAGCUGCCAGCAGAAGUGGCCUCAGAUUUCCCCAUCCUCCUCCUGCCAAUGCACAGUACCAUAACUUUCAUCACCAAACACAGUCUGCGCAAGAGAUUAGAGGUCACUCUGUCAACUUUCACCCUUCAGUAACUGCACCUUCAUACAGAGUUCAAGCAAAUCCUUCGCGUAGUUCUUCAAUCCUUGUGCAAAACGCUUUGGAGAUAGGUGCUAGGCAUGCUGGCCCUGUGCCAGUUGCAGGUGCACGUAUACACCGACCUCAUAGAGGCAACAUGCAUGAGACAACUCUUAGACAUCGGAAUCUUCCUCCCGUGGCCUUUUUCCAAGUUGAUGAUGUUGCUUUACUAGUUGACCACCAUAGAGAUAUGCGCUUGGACAUUGAGGAUAUGUCUUAUGAGGAGCUUCUUGCAUUAGGUGAGAGGAUUGGCAAUGUAAACACGGGUUUGUCAGAGGAAAUGAUUACAAUUCAAAUGAAGACAAGAACUUAUUUGCUACCUACUAAUGCUAUUAACUUGGAGGAGGCACCAUCUGAUGAACAAGAAACUGAUUCUUGCACAAUAUGCCAGGAUGAAUAUAAGAAUCAAGAGAAGAUUGGAAUUCUUCAAUGCGGGCACGAAUAUCAUGAAGAUUGUUUAAGGAAAUGGUUACUUGUGAAAAAUGUCUGCCCCAUAUGCAAAUCAGAAGCAUUGACACAUGGAGAGAAGUGUGAAUGAAAAACAAUGAAAUUGACAUAUCUCUCUGUUGCUUGAUGCUAACUUCUAAGCCACUAAAUUUUUCUAAAGAAUUCAUAUUAUGUAUAUGAAUAUGAACUAGCACAUAUAGACAGUUGUGUUGUCCAACUCAUUUAUUUGUUGGCAUCAGAACAUUGUACCUAUGAAGUUGUACAGACUUAUGUUGAUAUAUUAACUUUAGGCAAUUACUUUGUUCCUAUAUUUUUUAAUUUUCAUUUUUUAUUUGGAUGGUUGAA
Molecule: messenger RNA, 1923 nt
Organism: Cajanus cajan (pigeon pea)
Lineage: Eukaryota; Viridiplantae; Streptophyta; Magnoliopsida; Fabales; Fabaceae
Product: putative E3 ubiquitin-protein ligase ZFP1
Cellular component (GO): nucleus
Molecular function (GO): ubiquitin protein ligase activity
Source: RefSeq, a predicted model, not a curated record